Annulohypoxylon maeteangense is the source of this 948-nucleotide messenger RNA. RefSeq lists its product as uncharacterized. The coding region runs from base 1 to 948 and encodes 315 amino acids. The record is from RefSeq and is a predicted model, not a curated record. The transcript has 4 exons. Lineage: Eukaryota; Fungi; Ascomycota; Sordariomycetes; Xylariales; Hypoxylaceae.
AUGUAUUCUUCAAGGUUACCCCUCCGUGUAAGGCUGGGACUUCGCGAAUAUUGGGAAGAUGCCAAUACGCCCGUCCAGGUGGCGCGUUCCGCUGUGAAGCAGCUUCUCGGGAUUGAUGUAGUAUUCAUCGUUGAGUGGGAACUCCUUAUCGUCGAGCUGGAUGAACACUAUCCAGAUAAAUCUACAUUGGUUCCUUCGAUCUCAGUGGGUGUUCAGGCAUUUCUCAAUGGACUAAGAGAGAUCUUGGAUAGCGAAGUCGAUCCGGAAUGGACCGAUACACUGCUGGAGCGUUGCAAUGGUAGCUUGAAGCUUUUGAUAGGGAUAUCCGAAGAAGCAGAAGUGUUCUGGUCUAGCAAAGAGGCGGGUCUUAAUGUCAAGCUUCCUAAGGGUAAAAUGCCAUCGUUGUUCGAAUUGCAACCGGUAUUCAAGGCCAAGUGUUUACAAUGCUUUGACGACCAGCAGUCAACCCUAGAUGACUGGGCGGAUUUAUCCAAGGAGGAUGCAAAUCACAACUCAACCAGCACAGGACCUCACCAACAUGCCACCGAUACAUUUCCAGAUAUUAGCCUUCUACAGCGCCCAGAUCAAUUACUGCUCAAACCGCCAUACCAUCUUGCCGUCUACAACACAGGAAGGGCUAAUGUCGAGAUACAGUGUAGCCAUAGUCCGACCCUGGAGUUGUUAGCAGAUUACCUCAAGAAAUGGUGUAAAACGAAUCCUCACCAAGCGUCGCGUCCUCCUGCGGUGGAAGUUAAAUUGCAUCAAUCGCCAUUUGGUCUAGGUCCUAUAUACGACCGCUUGACAUUAUCCGUGGAAGAAAGGAACUCGUAUUUUCUCGUGUCACCAAUGCUUGUUCUAUCAUUCAUAGAAGGGGUUCUGGGUUAUAAGAGUGUAUCUGUUGACGGAGGUUCUUGGAUUUUCCGAAAGGACAUCGAAUUUCGUAAAUAG